Molecule: messenger RNA, 624 nt
Organism: Alternaria alternata
Lineage: Eukaryota; Fungi; Ascomycota; Dothideomycetes; Pleosporales; Pleosporaceae
Exons: 1
Coding region: 1-624 (207 amino acids)
Source: RefSeq, a predicted model, not a curated record
AUGAAGAACCUUUAUGACGAUCUUUUCAAGAGCGCACACCCGUUGUGGAACGACGUGGCACAAGACGAAAUUCUCAUCCGAUUCGAGCUCGGUCUCAAUGAUGAAAAGGUGGACCAGGCCUCGCCUGACCGAUACAAGAGGGCACUAUGGGUCAGCUUCAACAGUGUCUUGAAUCGACCAUGGUGGAGCCGAAUAUGGAUUGUGCAAGAGGUUUUCCUGGCCCCAAGGAGUGAGGGAGGUGGCCGCAAGGUCCAGUUCAGGCUUGGUGAUAGUCCACUGGAUUGGCAAGACACAUUGCAUACUAAGACAAUACUACCCGGUUACGGUCCUCUCUCUGUUAGCAAAGUCUGUCGCUCGUGGUACGCACUUAUCGACAUGGACGGAAAGUUCUCGGAUCCAGACAUUGACACUCUGAUUGAACAUACGUCUCAUUUUUGCGCUUCCGAUCCCCGGGAUAAACUUUUCGCUUUACUCCAACUGGCCUCAGAUACUAGAGCAUGCAUGCACGACCCUUUAAUCAUGCCUGACUACACCAAGUCUCUGGAAGUUGUCAUAGAUGACUUGGUACGAUGGAAACCGAGUUUAAGUAAAGACGUCCUUCAAUCUUGGGUUGAAGGAACAUGA